Molecule: messenger RNA, 1396 nt
Organism: Microbotryum saponariae
Lineage: Eukaryota; Fungi; Basidiomycota; Microbotryomycetes; Microbotryales; Microbotryaceae
Source: the annotation of a GenBank genome assembly
AUGAGUCCGUGUCCAGUACGCGUUCCUUAUGAAACCCUUCUGCAAAACUUAGAUUUUGGUACUCUGGAAUCCAUAUGGAAUGCAAAAACAUUACAGCAUCAGCUCACUAGCGGUUGCUAUAAAUGGAAUAGAUGUUAAGCAUCCCCAAACAGGUGUUUAACCGUCUGCAAUAGGUUUCAUGCUCUCAGAAAAUGACAAUUUCAACUUCUUCUCGUGUCCACCGUGGAAUCCGUACGAUCCAGCACCGCGAAGCUAGCGCGAGUCAGACCCUGCGGAAACCAGGAGCGAAUCCGUGCGAAAUCCCCAUCCAAAAGGCGUGUACCGCCCAAUCCAGACAACGACGAUGACCGUGACGGUCACGGCAGCGUCGUUUCGAACCACGACUACUCCACCUUCCCAACAAGUCGACCCCGGAUUGGAUUCUGGCAAUCCAGGUGGUCCAAGGUCAAGUCGAGCAGUAUCCGAUCACGUGUUCUCACAUGUCUUGCACUUGUGCUCGUUAUAAUCGGCGCGGUCGGUCUGAGCGGCGAUCUCGGUCGAAUUAAGCUGCCCGAGCAUGUCUCAGUCAAGACGGUCCGCGAUUGGCUGCGGCUGUCCGCCGGCUGGGACGCUCGUCGGGAUCGCACCAAUGUGCUGUCGAAGAAGAGUGGAAGCAAUCUCGACGAGAGUACUUGGGUGACCUGUUUGAGUCGGCAUCGGGAAACAGCACAUCAGGGGUCGCAGAGCUGCUGGUCCAUCCCGACCCCACCCUGUCCUUGUACGAUAACCUCAAGUAAGUUUCGCGCAGCCCCAGUCUAGUUGGGGGAAUAGGGGUCUCGUCUUGCCGCGGGCUGCCUGGCGACCGGCCAAGGCCAAGGUCCCCACAAAACGAUACAACGUGAUGCUGGCCAAACAAAUCCUCUCCUAUAGACCAAACUUGAAGUACCUCAUGACGGACUCGUGGAGCGGCUUGGGGGGUCAAUUUACGACCGUGCUCCCUUUGCUGUUCCUCGCGUCCACGACCUCGCGGAUCGCUGUUAUCCCGAGCUUUAACGACGAGCACCACUAUAAAGCGGACGUCAUUGUCAAGAUGAGCAUGCUAUACGACCUCGAACGCUUCAGACAAAUCGUGAGUGCCUCACCGAGCUUCACGAAUCAGAGCGGCCAGAGUGGGGAAACUGAUCCAACCCCCCCGGCUCCCUUUUCACACAAUGAUUAGACCGGAAUCUUGUUUGUUGAACAAGACGAUGUCAAAGUCCGCGAUCCCAAGCAUACCCUUACUCAAGAAGGCCAUCUCGGAUGCUACGUCUCCAACUGGUCGUUCGACCAAGGUCUUUCUUACGGCCACCACAACAUCCACCAGACGAUCAUUCGAAUCGAUAGGCCAGGAGUCGCAGGCAAAGAGUGCGUGCAGUAG